AUGAUAGCCCUUCUCAUCACAGUUUUCUCUGACACGCCAGUACUCGGUGUCAUUGUUGCCAUCGUUAUCAUCACCACCACCAUCAUCAUCAGCAGCGCCUUCGUGCAGACAGGUCACCUGGCUGGCCUUUCGCAGAAGCAGGCCUGGCCUGUUGAGAAGCUGCGCCGCGCAGUGUCCAAGAGCAAGAGCGUCACUGAGACCGACCGACAGGUCCUGACCUCCUUCCUCGAGGGCAAGGCUCAGGCGCAGGGCAUCGGCGAGGUGAAAGGCAUGCUCGAAGUGCAGCGUGAGGAGUUUUCAAAGGAGGUGGUUGUCGAUGACAAGGAGGAGACCAAGGAUAUCAACAUCUUCGAGGAACUCAUGAAUGCGAAGACCACCGAGAAAGAGACCAUCGAGGAGACCAUUGCUGACAAGAUCGAUCGACGGGGAGUCCUCAAGGUCUCCCUUGUGGACCUCAAGGGGGAGCUCAAGGACGCCCAAAACGCUCUCUCCAAGGACUUUGACGUCCUGAAGAAGCUCUCCGAGACCUGCGACGCCAAGACCAAGGAAUGGGAUGUACGCGAGAAGACUCGCAGCGAGGAGCUUGUGGCUAUCCAGGAGACGGUGAAGAUCUUGAACAGCGAUGAGAACCUGGGCCUCUUCAAGAAGGCUCUGCCGAGCCCCAGCCUGCUGCAGCUGGAGGGCUCUGAGACCAGGGGCAAGGCCUUGGAUGUGCUGAAGACCUACGCCAAGAGCAUGGGUUCCGAGGCAGUGGCCAACCGAACCAACGUGGACCUGGUUAUGCUGGCCUUGUCCCACAAGGGAGUUGACUUCUCCACCGUCAUGAAGAUGAUUGACAACAUGACGGCUCUGAUGGAGCAGGAGCAGUCGGAUGAUGAUGACAAGAAGGACUACUGCAACAAGCAGGCCUUCGAGAACACUCGCAAGACCAAGGCACUUCGGCACAAGAUCCAGACCCUUGAGCAGGCCAUCACCACCCAGGAGGAGGCCGCCAAGACUGUUGAGGAGGAGAUUAAGGCCCUGCAGGAGGGUGUCACUUCGCUGGACAAGUCUGUUGCUGAAUCUACGGACAUGCGCAAGAAGGAGCACGAGGAGUUCCAGAAGACCAUCCAGGACCAGGCUGCCACCAAGGAUGUCCUUCUGAUGGCCAAGAACCGCCUCUUCCAGUUCUACCAUCCGGACAUGACCACCACUCUGUCCACCACGGGCCCAUACGACCUCGGACUGAUCCAGGAGGCCCCAGCCUUCGUUCAGGUGGAGGCCCACAGGAUGCAGGUGGAGCCCCCUGAGUUCGGCUCUGCCAAGGCUGUCCAGGGCAACGGCGUGCUGAACAUGCUGGAAGGCCUGGUGACCGAGACUGAGAAGACGGUGGCCGAGGCCCAGUACAACGAGAAGGAGUCCCAGAAGCUCUACGAAGACAUGCUCUCUGACGCCGCCGCCAAGCGUGAGGCCGAUGUCAAGGCGAUCACCUCCAAGCAGAGGGCCAAGGCCACCGCAGAGGGCGAGGUCGUGAAGAAGUCGGAAGCCAAGAAGGCGGAGAAGGAGGAACUGAAGGAUGUGAAGCAGUACGGCGUGGAUCUGGACGAGGAGUGCAGCUGGCUGCUGAAGAAUUACGAGACUCGUAAGACUGCUCGCGAGCAGGAGAAGGAGUCUCUUCAGCAAGCCAAGGCGGCGCUGGCUGGCGCCAAGUGA
Molecule: messenger RNA, 1692 nt
Organism: Symbiodinium pilosum
Lineage: Eukaryota; Dinophyceae; Suessiales; Symbiodiniaceae
Source: the annotation of a GenBank genome assembly